This is a messenger RNA of Caenorhabditis remanei, 669 nucleotides long. RefSeq lists its product as uncharacterized. NCBI's taxonomy places the organism in Eukaryota, Metazoa, Nematoda, Chromadorea, Rhabditida, Rhabditidae. The transcript is spliced from 6 exons. The record is from RefSeq and is a predicted model, not a curated record. Bases 1 to 669 code for a protein of 222 amino acids.
AUGGCACGAGAAGAGAGUGGAAUUGCCAUUCUUGAAGAGGUGAUUAGAGUUUUUGCAGUGACGUCAAUGGAUUCGCCUGAAAAUCUACUUAUGAUACUAUCAAUCACGAAACUACUUUUCCUUUUUGUACUUCUCUUCUUCCAAUUUGAUUCAACUGGGGCACAUAUCUCGUCAAAUAGUUUAUCCAGCCAACCGAAAAGAUACGAAAAGAACUCGAAAUGGUGCAAAGGACCUAUUGAUGGAGAUUGUAAUCCAUACAAUUGUGGAGGUGGAUGUGAAUCUAAAUACAUUAGAUUCUAUGACAAAGCUUUCAAAAUGGAUCGAACUAUCAAAAGUUGUUUCUGCCAGCAGGAGAGACUCUGUUCUAUUUUGGGAAUGCACGCAUUCAGCGGAUGCAAAUCUUAUUAUCAACUGAGUUCCGUUGCUCAGAAGUUUGUCAGAUAUUGGAGCAUGGAUCGUCGUGAUCAUAAAAACCGUCACUCGAACAGUGUUCGCCAUCGUUAUUCAGAUAAAGCACGUCAUUUCCAACUUCUCAACGGAAACUCUCGGUUCUGCUGUCGAGCAACCACACAGAAACGAUUAGCUCUUCACUUGAGAUCAUCCGGACCUUCAACGAAUUUCUAUUUCUUUUCUUCAUUAAUCGCUGUUAUUUACUUCUUAAUUUAUUAA